AGUACUGGAGUGGAGUGCCAUAGCCUUCUCUGUUUCCCCAUUAGCUAAGCUUAUUUAUCUCAACAUACUAUUUCUUGAGUCUGUUUUUAAUUUUUAUGCCAUUUCUCAUGUCUGAAAACAUCAUUAUCACUACUUUGAAAUUCUUUUGCAAAGCACUCUCCCUUAAACUGUUUCAUUCAAUAUCCCCGACACUCUGAGGUAGGAAUUAGAUCACUUUACAGAUGAAGAAAUCAACAAGACUUAGUGAACUCAAGUGUCUUGUAACUAGUCAGGUUUUAUUUAUUCAUCAAAUAUUUACUGAGUGCAUGAAGUGAGAUUUAUUAAGGCUGGAUUUGAAAACAAUUUUCCUGAAUUCAAGUCAAGGAUUUAUUCCAUUAUUCUCAACAACUUUAUCACUAGGGUCAUAAACUCAAAGGAAGGAAAUAAUAAUAUUGUAUUGAUUUUAUUGUUGAGAACCCCUGCAAAACAAGUCUCAGAAAAGUCAUUUGUAAACUUCAAGGUAAACACCAGCAAAAGCAGUCUUAUUUGUGCUUGCAACCUGGUGCACAGUUUCAUUGUGGAUGAUUCUACCCAAUAUAUAUUAGAUGUAUUUAUAUCUAAUAACAGAUUUGACUAUUCAAACCGAGUUUCGCCAUUAACUAGCUGCGGAGCCUUCAUUAAGUUACUUAACAUUUUGGCGCUUCAACUUCAUCACCAGUAAAACAGAAAUAAUGCUAAUGCCUUCGGACUAAGUAGUUGUGGAGAUUAAAGCGGUAAAGUAUGAAAACGAAUGCUGGUUGCAGUUCAGUUUCCAACUGCUUUUAAAGAAGUUUUAAUUCUGCAGUCAAGUGACAAAAACAAUGUGCAUAUAGACGUAAAGUUACAAGGUGACCAUUCUAGGAAAGUGCUGUUCUUUAUUCUGAAGUGUAUCUUUACAGUUUUAAAUCCCCUUUUACGGUACUGGCAGCUGUCUUCUUUAACGGCGCACUUAAUCUGGCAUUCCUCAUGCCGCCCUCCAUCCUCCAGCUGUUACUUCCUUAAAAAACAAACAAACCCACGAAAAACUAUCUAUUCUCCUAAAACUCAAAAGCACGCGGACCACAGCAGAGGUCCACAAAGGCUGAAUACGCUAUCUAGGACCCCGCUAGACACCGCUGGACUCUAAAGGGGGCGGGGUCAGAUGGCUCAAGUCUCACCAAGUCGUCGCCCCUUCUCAAUUCUCGCGAGACUUCAAGCAACUAAGCUUCUGCGCAUUAAAGACACUAGGAGCCUAGGAGCCAAGGCGCCAAGGGAGGGGGAGGGGAAGCGGGGGGAGACAGUGCAAACGGCGUGGCCGCCAUCUUGUUUGUACCCCGGCUUAGCGCGCGCUCCGUUCUCCGUGACGCACGCUUCCCCCUCCCCUCCGUCGUGCCCAGGCCUCUGCAUUGCCGGACUCCGCCGGAGCGCGGGGGCGGCUCCUGCUCUUCCCUGGACUUCUGAGCCGAGGCGUAAAGAUUUCCGAGUACAGGAACUCCCACUGGCUCGUAUUAAGAAGAUUAUGAAACUGGAUGAAGAUGUGAAGAUGAUCAGUGCUGAAGCCCCUGUGUUGUUUGCCAAGGCAGCCCAGAUUUUUAUCACAGAGUUGACUCUUCGAGCCUGGAUCCACACAGAGGAUAACAAGCGCCGGACUCUUCAGAGAAAUGAUAUCGCCAUGGCGAUUACAAAAUUUGAUCAGUUUGACUUUCUCAUCGAUAUUGUUCCAAGAGAUGAGCUGAAACCACCGAAGCGUCAGGAGGAGGUGCGCCAGUCUGUGACUCCCGCCGAGCCCGUCCAGUACUACUUCACGCUGGCUCAGCAGCCUACUGCUGUUCAAGUCCAGGGGCAGCAGCAAGGCCAGCAGACCACCAGCUCCACGACCACCAUCCAGCCUGGGCAGAUCAUCAUUGCACAGCCUCAGCAGGGCCAGACCACACCUGUAACCAUGCAAGUUGGAGAAGGUCAGCAGGUGCAGAUUGUCCAGGCCCAGCCACAAGGCCAAGCCCAGCAGGCCCAGAGCGGCGCUGGGCAGACCAUGCAGGUGAUGCAGCAGAUCAUCACGAACACGGGAGAGAUCCAGCAGAUCCCGGUGCAGCUGAACGCCGGCCAGCUGCAGUAUAUCCGCUUAGCCCAGCCUGUAUCAGGCACCCAAGUCGUACAAGGACAGAUCCAGACGCUUGCCACCAAUGCUCAACAGAUCACUCAGACAGAGGUCCAGCAAGGACAACAGCAGUUCAGCCAGUUCACGGAUGGACAGCAGCUCUACCAGAUCCAGCAAGUCACCAUGCCUGCUGGCCAGGACCUCGCCCAGCCCAUGUUCAUCCAGUCAGCCAACCAGCCCUCCGACGGGCAGGCCCCCCAGGUGACCGGUGACUGAGGGCCUGAGCUGGCAAGGCCAAGGACACCCAACACAAUUUUUGCCAUACAGCCCCAGGCGAUGGGCACCACCUCCCUCCCCAGAGGACCCCGCUGACCUCCGUGCCUCCUGCAGGCUAGGACACUGGUGCACAACGCCCUGAGCCUGGGGGCCGAGAUUCUCCAACAGAAAGAUGCAAUAUUUUUUAUUUCCUUUUUUCUCAUUUUUAUUUUCUCCAAGGAAUCAAUAUUUCAAUAUGUUGAGCUGUGUGUCCAAUGCUAUGAAAUGAAAAUAUUAAAUAACAUAUUUAUGGCAUUUUCUCAGAGUGUGGUUAAGAAAUAUUUCUUUUGUUUUACUUUUUUGGGUUCUUACCGCCACUUCUUUUAGGAGCAGAUUUCCCCAGGGGUGUGUGUAUCUCCUGACUCUUAGAACAGCCGCUGCCCCAGGAUUCGCCACCAUGUUCUGCCCUCAGGUGAAAUUAGGUGACAUGUGUAGCUUCCUUUCCACUAGUGCUCUUCUCCCUGGGCCCUGCUCCUGCCCCAGAGCUCUGUGGAUUUUCCUCCAGAGGCCGUGGGAACAUUCCUUGCAUUUAUAAGACUCAUUUGCCAUGGAGAGUGGAUGGUUUCAUUCCCAAACCCUUCUUUUCCAGGGACCCAAGGAGACUAGAACUUUGUGCAUACCCCUCCACCCCCCGUUUUCAACUUUAUUUUAUUUUUAAAUGCAUUAAAAAUUGUGCUAGUCUCCUUUGCUGCAUGGACUUCAAACUGCAUGAAAUGCAAUAAAUCUCAUUUUAGAUAA
Capra hircus (goat) is the source of this 3148-nucleotide messenger RNA. It is a transcript of the gene NFYC, whose product is annotated as nuclear transcription factor Y subunit gamma. Bases 1160 to 2371 code for a protein of 403 amino acids. The transcript is spliced from 10 exons. The record is from RefSeq and is a predicted model, not a curated record. Gene Ontology annotation, molecular function: DNA-binding transcription activator activity, RNA polymerase II-specific; protein heterodimerization activity; DNA binding. Gene Ontology annotation, cellular component: nucleus; CCAAT-binding factor complex. Gene Ontology annotation, biological process: regulation of DNA-templated transcription. NCBI's taxonomy places the organism in Eukaryota, Metazoa, Chordata, Mammalia, Artiodactyla, Bovidae.